Molecule: messenger RNA, 2407 nt
Organism: Cornus florida
Lineage: Eukaryota; Viridiplantae; Streptophyta; Magnoliopsida; Cornales; Cornaceae
Exons: 7
Coding region: 1832-2170 (112 amino acids)
Cellular component (GO): cytoplasm
Molecular function (GO): protein phosphatase inhibitor activity
Source: RefSeq, a predicted model, not a curated record
ACUAAAUCUGAGGUUUUCCAUUGUAUUGCAGAGACACCCCAUGUCAGAUUUUGCAGUAAAUUUACUUAUCUACCCUCAUUAUUAUAUUAUUAAAAAAUCAAAAUAUCUAGAAAUAACAAAUGACCUUUUUACCCACCAACAUUUACCCAAUAAAAAUAUUUCUAUUUUUCCUUUUAUCUCACUAUUCCUCUCCCUCUCCUCCAUCCCAACUGACCAUAACUGGUUCCAUCGCCAAUCCAAAGACCCACUUCCAAGUUCGCAACACAUCACUGAGUACCACCCAUCACCACCACCGUCUCCACCUCCUUGUAAACGCCGUAACAGUCCAUAAUUCUAAUCUCUUAUUCACGAUUCGAGCCGGCAAGAAGGGCAAUUUCGCGACAGCCUUGCAUACGAACAACGAAUUGAACAAUUCAAACACGACAAACAGGACUAAGGCAACCACAACACCCUGACUUGAAUUCGAAAAAAGAGAUUGUGAUUCGAUUCCUUAAGAAUGGUCUCGACGCGAUCGAUCUUCUUCGUUUUGGAUAUUUUAACGGUGAGUUUUGGUGGGUUUGAGUCUCUUCAUGGCUCGAGCUUCUUGGAGGCUUUGUUGAUGGAGGACUUGAGGGGUUUGUAAGAGGAAGUUCGGUAGAUAAGAAACUACGACAUGGCUUCGCAAACCACGGCGAUGUAGAAGGUGAUUCCGACGAGGGAUACAGCGGCGCUUUGCGGGCGGAGAUAGAGAUGAUUGUAUACGUGGAGCUGGAAGCGGCAGCGACCUCGCUGUCCUUCGCCUCGUCGCUAAGCCCGCCGUCAACGAGGUUGUACGCCGCGAUCAUUGAACAUGACUUUUUCCCUGACAUCCCUAAGCUCGUGAUUCUUAUGUUGGUAUAAUGAAAAAAAAAAAAAAAAAAAAAAAAAAAGAAAAACAAAUAAAAAAAUUAGUCAAACAGCUUCAGUAAUAGUGCAAUCAGUGAUGAGAUUCUUUAUACCGCCAUACUUAGGUAUCAGAAAACCAAUAUAUAUAUGUAUAUACAUAUAUAUAUAUAUAUAUAGUUAUCAAAGAUACAAAAUAAUUUAUUCCUCGUGUACUGACUCAGUGCAAGAGAAGAAAUACAUGGUUUGAUUAACCAAUGUAAUAUAUAUAAAUUAUUGCCCACAAAUACAUGAUUUGAUUGGGACGUUACAAAUUUUGCAGAAGGGGUGGUGGCAGUGAAGUGGUGAAGGUGGGCUAGAGAGAGACAAUGGUGAGUAUCUGGUCUAAUGGUAGUUUGAUCCUCUUAACAUGAAUUUUAUUGUCAUUUGAUUAUAUUAUUUACGUUAUUGAUGGGUAUUUUAGUCACUUUAAAUUAUUUUUUUUUGACAAAAAAUAUUAUUUUUUAUACUGAGGGAGGUCAUUGCAAAAUGGAAAAAACUUUAGGGGGUCACAUUAUAACAAAAUAACAAACUUUAAAUUUAGUUACAAUUAUUUGCCCAAAAUUAUAACACUCAUGUAAUAUAUUAUACUACCAAAAAGCUAGGAUAAUCCAAAUUAUACUGUAACACUCAUUCAACAUAUUAUUAUGUUCGGCACACAACCAAAAUGAUACAGGAUCCUGAUGUGACACGUUAUUGUUGACCGAGCAUUUUAAUGACGUGGUUCGAUUUUAAUUAUUACUCCGUUAAAUACAAUUAACUUAACAAAAACAAAAACUGAAUAAAAAAAGCAAAAAAAAAAAAAAAAACAUACAGAUUGCAGGAAAACACGUUACAGAGGAAUCAGGCGUCACCUCGUGAUCUCGACUUCGGCCACCUCUCUCUGGUAACGGAGUGACCUCGUGAUUUUGUCUUAUCGCUGUUCGCUAUUAUGUCAGACGUGGAGGAUGUGAAAGACCAACAGGAGGGCUCUGAAAAAUGCAUGCCAUCAUCUCAAGAGGAGGAGGAAGCUAUUAGGAAGAAAUAUGGCGGGAUUAAACCCAAGAAACAACCACUCAUUUCUAAGGACAAUGAACGUGCAUUUUUUGAUUCUGCUGAUUGGGCUCUGGGAAAGCAUGGUGGGGAGAAGCCCAAAGGACCACUUGAAGCACUUCGGCCUAAAUUGCAGCCAACACAACAACAGACACUAUACCGGAAAUCUCCUUGUGCACCAUCAGAUGGUGAAGAUGGAGGAAAUGUUUCGUCAGAGGAUGCAACUGCAAAUGAAUGAGAGGCUGCUGUUGAUCUUGUGAGGACUGUCAAUUUUGAAGCUAAUAUAUCUAGAUAGAGAUGAGCAAUUUUCUGUUGGUUCAAUAAAAUUGGCGAUGAUGCUUCCAUAUUUGCUAAAAGAGAAAUAAAAACACCUACUAUCUUUAGUUUAGAUUUGCCAUUUGUAAAACUAUAAAUUUUAAAGUUGAUGUCCUUACCCCCCCACCCACCCCCUAAUUAUAUAAUUUUGGUUAAAGAA